Protopterus annectens (West African lungfish) is the source of this 1271-nucleotide messenger RNA. RefSeq names its product mitochondria localized glutamic acid rich protein (gene MGARP). Lineage: Eukaryota; Metazoa; Chordata; Ceratodontiformes; Protopteridae. The coding region runs from base 117 to 962 and encodes 281 amino acids. Gene Ontology annotation, cellular component: mitochondrial outer membrane; mitochondrion. Gene Ontology annotation, biological process: anterograde axonal transport. The transcript has 8 exons. The record is from RefSeq and is a predicted model, not a curated record.
AGGGAGUCUACCUUUUUCUCUCGUCACACCGUCGCGUUUGAUUCACAGAGGGGUCGUUUAGUCCUGUGUGAAGGACAGUGUGAGGACUCUUCGCGACUCUCCUGUUGCUCUUUAAAAUGUUUCCUUGCAGGUUUGCCUUGACACGUGCUGCCCCCAUAGUACGGGGCUCUUGCCCCAUUUUCGGACAUGUUUCCCGGAUGUCCUCUGGAAAUGUUCCUGGAUCUUCUGGCGAAAAUCUCUUCUACUUUGCAGUGGUUGGUGGUGCAACGAUUGGAGCAGGAAUAUAUGUGUACAGAACUUUAUGCAGAGAUGCAGCCAGAUACCAAGACCGAGUUAGUACACUUGGUACAAGAGCAGAAGCUUAUUUUGUCCCUAAACCCUGGCCACCUAAAUAUGAUGUGGCAGCUGCCCAGGAAUUGGACAACAGUGAGAGUCAUGUGAAUGAUGAGACGGGAGAGGUAGAGGCAGUACAUGUCAGCACCACACAGCUAGAGGAAACAGCCGUUCCUGAAGAACCUGAGCCUUCUGCACCACAGGCUGAAGAGGAGUCCUUACCCAGAGCACAGGAAGGAGGGAAACCCCAUGAAGAAGAGACAAGCUCAUAUACAUCUGCAGAUGAAGCAAUUGCACCUCAUGAGCUGGGGCAGGUGUCCACUGCCAUAGUGCAGGAAGCUACCCCUUCAAAUGAUGAUGGGCCCAGUGAUGAGUUAACUGGUGAUACUGUUCCGGAAUCUGUAGAAGAUUCUUCAUCAGCAGAGCAAGUCACACUGAGCCAUGAACCUGUUCAAAGCACUGAAGAUGUUGUUUCAGCCACCCAUUCUAAUUAUGAAAGGCCCAAUGAAGAGUCCAUUAGUGAUGCUGUUCCAGAAUCUGCAGAAGACUCUUCAUCAGAGGAGCAAGUUACACUGAGACAUGAACCUUUUCAAAGCACUGAAGAGACCACUAGUAGUACCGCUUCUUGAACAGUUUGUGCAGAAGUAGAAAGUAGAAACUUUUUAUAGAAUUUACCAUUUCUUUCUCAACUGAUGAAGUAAAUCAAAGUACCACACCAGAACUACAUUGAAAAAACGAGGAACCAAGUGCCUUAUUCAUUUAACAGUCAUGUGUAUUAUGUUCUGUUACUCAGGGAAAAUGCCUACACAAAGUUUACCCCGGAAAUGUUAUAUAAGUUAAGAACUAUUUCUUCAUUUGGUCAUCAGUCAGAUGAAUGUGGUGUGCAUACAAAGAAAUAACUGCUGUAUGAAGUGUCAUAGUAAAACAAAUGCCUUCGU